AUGGCAAGUCUCAAAAAGAUGACAACUCGAAGUAUAACCAGAGACAAAGAGGCUGCAGACUGCUCCAGUCUGCAGGGAGUUGAAUCCUUUGCCGUGUGUGACGGGGGACUAUCCUCGAACGAAGAGAAGAAGUUGUUGAGAAAGAUUGAUCGAUGGAUCAUGCCCCUCCUAAUGGUGUCAUAUCUACUUCAAUUUCUUGAUAAACAGACUCUGAACUUUGCAUCCGUGAUGGGAAUGAUUCAAGACCUUGUACGAUUUACUCUACUUGAAAACCCCACCACCUUUCCCGAGUGUAGUAUUUUCUAUCUUGGAUACCUGGCCUUCUGCUAUCCGGCCUCAUACCUCAUGGUCCGCCUUCCGUUAGGGAAGUACCUCAGUGCAACUUGUGUUGUCUGGGCUGUAAUCCUCACAUGCCAUGCGGCGACGUCCAAUUUUAUCGGUCUCAUGGUGGUUCGAGCCCUCCUUGGGGCGGCCGAAGCGUCAAUCUCGCCCGGAUUUAGUCUAACGACUGGGAUGUGGUACAAGCGCUCUGAACAACCACUUCGCCACGGAAUCUGGUUCAUAGGGAAUUCAUUAGCUGUCAUGUUCGGCAGUCUGCUCGCAUUUGGCAUUGCACACAUCAAGCACAGUCUUGCUCCAUGGAGGUGGCUCUUCAUCAUCUUUGGCGUCAUGACUUUAGCAUGGGCAGCCGUCCUUCUCUGGUACUUGCCCGAUGCACCAAACACGGCCAGAUUCCUCAGUGAGGAUGAGCGUAUUCGAGCUGUCGAUCGAAUCCGGAGCAAUCAGACUGGGAUGAAAGACAACCAAUUCAAGUGGAAGCAAGUCUGGGAGGCCAUGACCGACAUCAAAUUCAGCAGCCUGGUGUUCGCAGGCCUCGGCUACAACAGACUACAAGUCUAUUUAUUGCAAAUCCCCCUUGGCGCAGUUCACGGGAUCUUCGCUCUUGGAGCCACAUUCAUCUGUAGCAGAUACGCAGACUGUCGCUGCAUCAUUGCGGGAUCAUUGUGCAUGGUCAGUCUAAUCGGCAGUGUUCUGGUGCGUUAUGGGCCCAACUUGGGAAGUAAUCUACUAGGCUUGUUCGUGUUUGUUGGAUAUGUCGCCGGCAUUCCAUUGAGCUUGUCGAUGAUCAGCUCAAAUGUUGCAGGCUUCACCAAGAAAGCUGUUGCUUCUGCAAUGAUGUUCAUUGCAUAUUCAGCGGGUAAUUUCAUCGGCCCAUUCUUGUUCUUCCCAUCCGAGGCCCCAUACUACGGUAGCGGUUUCCUGGCAACCACGAUCUGCUUUGCCUGUGCUGCGCUGUUCAUCGGCACACUUCGAGUCUUGCUCGCCCGGGAGAAUCAGCGCCGCGAUCGUCUCCAGUCUGCGAACGGCACAGCUCCGAGUAUCGAGUCAACAGAUGACUUUCCCCUGACGAAUGAGACAGACAUGGAGAAUCUGACCUUUCGAUAUGUUCUUUGA
Exophiala bonariae is the source of this 1455-nucleotide messenger RNA. RefSeq lists its product as uncharacterized. NCBI's taxonomy places the organism in Eukaryota, Fungi, Ascomycota, Eurotiomycetes, Chaetothyriales, Herpotrichiellaceae. Gene Ontology annotation, molecular function: transmembrane transporter activity. Gene Ontology annotation, biological process: transmembrane transport. The transcript is spliced from 8 exons. The coding region runs from base 1 to 1455 and encodes 484 amino acids. Gene Ontology annotation, cellular component: membrane. The record is from RefSeq and is a predicted model, not a curated record.